Rosa chinensis is the source of this 1034-nucleotide messenger RNA. Its product is annotated as protein DEHYDRATION-INDUCED 19 homolog 4. The coding region runs from base 208 to 849 and encodes 213 amino acids. Lineage: Eukaryota; Viridiplantae; Streptophyta; Magnoliopsida; Rosales; Rosaceae. The record is from RefSeq and is a predicted model, not a curated record. The transcript is spliced from 5 exons.
UCACACGCAAUUUCUUGGUCGCUUCCUCUCUCUCUCUCUCUCUCUCUCUCUCUCUCUCUCACACUCGCACACACUCGCCUUUUUAUCUCUCUCCCUCAUCCUCUCUCCUUCGUCGUCUUCAAUCUCUCUGUGCGUGUCUGUCUGGGGGUUUCAAUUUGACCUAAUUGAAUUCAAGGCUGUUUUUGUAAUUCCCCCCCCCAUAUCGGAAUGGACUCUGAUUCGUGGAGCAAUCUGUUCUCGUCCUCGAACGCGAGGCGGUACCAAUCUCGAUCCGAUCUGUUCGGACACGAGGAAAUAGAGGGAGACGAUGAGAUAAAGGCUGAGUUUUUGUGCCCCUUUUGCGCGGAGGAUUUCGAUGUCGUUGGGCUUUGUUGUCACAUCGAUGAGGAACAUCCCGUCGAGGCUAAGAAUGGGGUCUGUCCAGUUUGUGCAAAGAGGGUGGGAUCAAAUCUUGUCACCCAUAUUACCACACAACAUGGGAGUUUGUUAAAGGUUCAGCGCAAAAGGAAAUUUCGCAGGGGAUCUAAUUCGACAUUUUCAAUAUUAAGGAAAGAGCUGCGAGAAGGAAGUCUACAGGCCCUUCUGGGAGGUUCUUCAUUCCCAUUUUCUUCAAAUACGGAACCUGAUCCUUUGUUGUCUUCUUUUAUAUACAAUGCACCUGAUGAACGUGUGAGUGAACCACCCCAUCCUUUAGUCGAAGCACCUUUCAUGAAGGAAAGCACAAAAGAGGAGUCCUCAGAAAGAAUUGCUCAACAGCCACCUCUAUCAACUAAAGACCAAGAGGAGAAGGCUCGGAAGUGUGAGUUUGUUCAAGGAUUGCUGAUGUCCACCAUUCUUGAUGAUUUAUGAGUUAGAAGCGUCUAGCAGAUAUGGCCAAUCCUAAAUUAGGACCCAGAGCCGUAGUGUCGCGCGGAUAAAAGAUGGUGGUUCUAUUUAUGUAACAACUGGUACUAGUUAGAACAGAACAACCAUGUAUUUGUAUUGUACUUAGUUUAUGUGGAUAAUGGAAAUAACAACUUAUCGUUUUGGUGUUA